AAAUUGGAAUGUUUACUCGACGUGGUUUACGGCAGCCGGUGUAAGGAACGAGGUUGGAGCUUCGUACGCCUCUUCAGUCGAAUGCUUCUUUUUCAGCAUGUUAGUUUCUUUUUGUCCCACGGAUGAAGGCACUUUUUAAAUUUGCUGCCUGUUUGAAUCCACACGGCAGAAGCAGUCCUUGGAAAAUUUAUCAGGUAGUAGGAUGGAUCCUGUCGUGCUGAGCUACCAGGACAGUCUACUUCGACGCUCUGAUGUGUCCCUCCUCGAAGGAAACCACUGGCUGAACGACCAAAUCAUCGGAUUUACCUUUGAGUACUUUGCCAGUGAGCGUUUUCGACUCCUGGGGGAGAGUGUCGUCUUCGUCAGUCCCCAGGUCACUCAGUUUAUCAAGUGCGCUUCCUGCCCGGAGGAGUUGGCCGUGUUUCUUGACCCUCUGGAUCUGGCGUCACGUCAUCGCAUCUUUUUGGCUGUGAAUGACAACGAUGACGAGAGCGCUGGCGGCUCACACUGGAGCCUUCUGGUGUACCAUCAUAAAUCCAACCACUUUGCUCACUAUGACUCUCAAAAUGCCAGCAACUCCCAGCAUGCCCAGCGCAUUGCUAACAAACUAGAACCCAUUUUGGGUGCAGGAACGAAAGCCUUGUUUGCAGAGGAGCCCACUCCUGCACAAGAGAACAUAUAUGACUGUGGCAUGUAUGUUAUUUCUAUAGCUGAGGCCUUGUGUGAGAAGCCACACCGGGCUUUGCAAACUCUCACCCCACCCUUUAUUAAGCAGAAGAGAGCAGAAUGGUGCAAAAUUAUCCGGUCUCUCACUCAGAGUGAACUCUGAUGCACUCUGAUGGUCACUGUAUGCAAAGUUGCAUGUACAUGAGUGGAUUAAAACUUUGGUACGCCUCUCAGUGAAAGAAAAUUUCUCAAUAAUUGUUACUGAAAUAAACAAUACUAUUGAAUGCAAUUUCAAACUUUGGUCAGUUUCAAGUAGUUUCAGUGGUCAUUAUAGACUACCAACAAGUUUGCCUGUGUAUCCUCUAUAGAGCUAUAAUGAUGCACUUCUAAUAAAACAAAUCAUAUUUCAAUAACAGUCAGUCUGCAAUGGAAGAAAGUGACACUAUUUUUGACUCUUUUAUGAUUCAUUCAACCAGCACUGUCAUGUUUAUCUCUAAUGUAAGCACUGCAACACGAGAUGUGGAAACCCACGAACACCAGCGUGCCUAUAAAAGGCAUGUUGUCGGUUAUACGUUUUAAGUGAGGACGGAGGCAGCAUAAUCUGUCAUUUUGCUCCAUUGUAUGAGUUUGGGGCCAGACUCAGAUGGACUAGAAUUGACAGAAUGUGACUUUGAUGCCAUAACUGUAGUCUUGGUUCUCGUCACGCUGGAAUUUGAAAAGUGGUCUGUCUGCAACACUGUUGGGUUGAAUCCUCUUUUAGAUUAUUUUAAUAAAAUUAGUUUUAUCCUAA
Syngnathus acus (greater pipefish) is the source of this 1456-nucleotide messenger RNA. RefSeq names its product SUMO peptidase family member, NEDD8 specific (gene senp8). The transcript has 3 exons. Gene Ontology annotation, molecular function: cysteine-type peptidase activity; deNEDDylase activity. NCBI's taxonomy places the organism in Eukaryota, Metazoa, Chordata, Actinopteri, Syngnathiformes, Syngnathidae. The record is from RefSeq and is a predicted model, not a curated record. Gene Ontology annotation, biological process: proteolysis. Bases 203 to 829 code for a protein of 208 amino acids.